Psylliodes chrysocephalus is the source of this 1935-nucleotide messenger RNA. The record is from the annotation of a GenBank genome assembly. NCBI's taxonomy places the organism in Eukaryota, Metazoa, Arthropoda, Insecta, Coleoptera, Chrysomelidae.
AUGUUUAAAAAAUCCAAUAAACAUUCGGAAAGUUACCUAACUAAGGAUCCAUCGAUGGCGAGAAAGGAUUUUUUUACCAGCAAUGGUAAAUUGGUUGCCAGACCUCUGACGUGGUCUUCUUUCAAUGGACCAGUUGAUUUAUCGGUGCGGAUAGGAGGGAAGACUAUUAAUAGAAUUUCGACGAAAAAGGUCGAUCCGGAAUUGAUUUUCACCAAACAGGAGCGUAUCGGCAAAGGUUCGUUCGGGGAAGUGUUCAAGGGUAUCGACAAUCGGACAACGCAAGUCGUGGCUAUUAAAAUCAUCGAUUUGGAGGAGGCCGAAGAUGAGAUCGAGGACAUACAACAGGAGAUCAUGGUCCUGUCGCAGUGCGAUAGUCCCUUCGUCACCAAAUAUUACGGAUCCUACCUAAAGGGCACGAAACUAUGGAUCAUAAUGGAAUAUUUGGGCGGCGGGUCGGCGUUAGAUCUGAUGAAGGCCGGGAAUUUCGAAGAGAUGCAUAUCGCCAUCAUAUUGCGAGAGGUGCUAAAAGGAUUAGACUAUCUGCACAGCGAACGAAAAUUGCAUCGUGAUAUUAAAGCUGCCAAUGUAUUGUUGAGCGAAAUGGGCGAUGUUAAACUUGCCGAUUUUGGCGUUGCCGGUCAACUUACGAACACGACCAGUAAACGGAACACCUUCGUAGGCACCCCGUUCUGGAUGGCGCCUGAGGUAAUCAAACAGUCCGCCUACGACUCGAAGGCAGACAUCUGGAGCUUGGGCAUCACGGCCAUCGAGCUCGCCAAGGGCGAGCCACCCAAUUCCGAAUUACAUCCAAUGAGGGUGUUGUUUUUGAUUCCGAAGAACAAUCCCCCUCAAUUGACCGGCAGUUACAGUAAACAAUUCAAGGAUUUCGUCGAGGCGUGUUUGAAUAAGGAUCCAGAAAAUAGACCCACAGCAAAAGAACUAUUGAAGUAUCCGUUUAUAAGAAAAGCUAAGAAGAAUUCGUAUUUAAUAGACCUGAUCGAUAGGUACAAAAAGUGGCGGUGCACUAGAAACGAAGAAUCUGAAACUGAAUCUGAAAAUUCCGACUCGGAGGAGCCGAAGCAAGAUGGUGACCUCGACGAUCCUUGGAUAAUGACUGUCAAAGGAAAUAUGAAAUUACCGCUAGAAGAAAUCCCUUCUCCCAAUCACAAAGCCGGCAACAAAGUGCAAAACGGUUCGGGACCGAUGUUGAGCAAAUCUCCUCCGAAGGAUUCAAAUCUCAAUCAUUAUAGGCCAGAAAAAUCUUCUAUUUCAUCCAAAUCUUCAGGUAUACAAUCACCGCUCGAUAACAGAGACAGAGACAAUAGAAAAGAUAAGGACAGGGACAGAGAAAAGGAGUCUGAGAGGGAAAGGGAGAGGGAUCGUGAGAGGGAGCGUGAGAGGGAGCGUGAGAGAGAUCGUGAGAGGGAUCGUGAGAGGGAGAGGGAAAGAGAACGCGAGAGGGAGAGGGAAAGAGAACGUGAGAGGGAAAGGGAACGCGAGAGGGAAAGGGAACGAGAACGCGAAAGGACGGACGUGAAGGAGAAAGAGAAGCGAAUAUCGCGCGAAUUGAGUCCGUUGGAUCAUCGAGGAGACGCUUUGGCGGCGGAAAAGAGGGCGAACAGAAAGUCGAUUUCGAGAGAGCAUUCGAAUUAUAGCGGCAAAAACGAGAGCCGAUCCCCGGUGCUCGGAGGUUUUAUUUAUCCACUAAUUACAGAGUUGCAGAGAAAGCACCAGUACAACAGAAGAUCCGCGGAGGCUUCGCACAAGUCGAGCGACGCCAUCGAAGAAUUAGAAAACGCCUUCGAGAUUGCCGAGAAGACGAGUCCUGGCAUAAGCGAGAUGUUUAUAUGCGAAUUGGUGCAGAAACUCGUGCCAUCGAUUUCGGAUCAGAGGCUUAAGGGGGUGUUGGAUAAAGUUGUAAGGGAUACCUUGUAG